AUGUCGCCGCCAGCUUCUCUCAACUCGUCGUCUCAAUCAUCCUCGCCCCAGCCAGCGACUCCUCCCGACUUCCCUCUCGCAUCAGCGCCCUCCGCCUCGUCCGCGUCUGCGUUCGCGACUGCAUCCUUAUCCGCUGCUCCCGCCCAGCCUCGACACAGCUCCGGCUUCUCGUCCCUCCCCGCACUGCGCACACAGAAAGACGGCUCAGCACCAUCGCCGUCGCCCUCCCCGUCGACCGAUUGCGACGACGCCGCCAUGACUACCGGCCCAGGCCUCGAUCCUGGCAUGGCCCGCCCGCGGCAGGACUCGUUUGUCAGCGCCGGGCCCAAGCCCAUUUCCAUGAACAUCCAGAACCGCGACAAUGUCAACAGAAAUCGCCGCGAAAGCCUCGCCGGCAGCCUCAUGGGAGGCAUGAGCUGGGGAGGCAUGUCCUUUGGCAGCUUCGUUAGGGACGACAUCAUGAUGCAAAGCACCUCUCCGUUUACCGGAGGCGCACAUCAGUCUCCGUCAUUCCACUCAUCAUCGUACCUACCAAAGCUCGAGGCCAACUUCAUGCGUGACUUCACAUGCUGCGGCAAGAUUCUGCCCAACCUUCAUGACCUGCUUCAGCACUAUGAGGAGGCCCACACACAAGCCAGCCCCAGCGCUGUCAGGAACAGUGCUUUCAACCAGUUCGGCGCCCUGGGCAUUCAGGGCUCGCCCAAGAUGCCCAAUGCGAGGUCGACGCCGGCUCCUGGCAACGGCUCGCAGCAGAUGGGACAGCAGCGCCAGAUGGGCGGCCCUGGUCUCCAGAUGGGCGGGUCUCAGCGACUCGGCUCCUCCAUGCUGCAGAUGUCCACCUCAAUAAACAACAUGAACGACGAAAUGGAUGCUGUUGCUGACAUGGAAAUGGACGAUGCUCUCGGUACCAUGGACAUGGAUGACAGCCAGAAGAUGCACCAGACACGUCAGCUGUUUGGUCAGCAGCAGCGGCCACAGCUCAACAUGAACACCUCUGGUAUCACACAGGGUCUCCGGACGUCCCAGCCGCCCACCCCCGCCGCCCAGAGCUUUGGAUUCCAGAACAACCCUACAGUUUCAUCCGUCAAUACCCCUACCCUCACGACCCAGCAGCAGAUGCCGCAGCAGCAGGCUCAGCAGCAGGGCAUGAGCGAGAUGGACGAGGAUCUGCCUGGCAUGCCCAUGGGCGGCGACGCCACUGAUCUCGGUGACAUGACGUUUGGCAACGGCAACAACAACGACGGCAACGACUCCAACUUCUGCAUCAACGACCCCGGCAAGCACCUCUUCAGCCCCAACGGCGCAUUCCCUCAGGGCAACCGAUCCAUACAAGCACAGCUUGCGCAGCUCGGUUUGACUCACGGCCAGUUUGCGGACCCGGAGGCCAACAAAGUUCUGCUUGCUCGACUGCAGAGCAUGAUGAUGCCGGAGGAACACAAGCCGUUCAAGUGCCCCGUCAUCGGCUGCGAGAAGGCAUACAAGAACCAGAAUGGACUCAAGUACCACAAGGCUCACGGUCACCAAACCCAGCAGCUACACGAAAAUGGCGACGGAACAUUCUCAAUCGUGAACCCAGAGACAAGCGCUCCUUACCCAGGUACCUUGGGUAUGGAAAAGGAGAAGCCCUUCAACUGCGAAACAUGCGGCAAGCGUUACAAGAAUCUUAAUGGCCUGAAAUACCACAAAUCUCACUCGCUUCCUUGCAACCCUGAGUUUAAGCUUCAGGCACUCGCCGCCGGUCUGAAUCUGCCGGGCAUCGGAGAGGAUGUAAUGCUGCAGUGA
Messenger RNA from Trichoderma citrinoviride, 1782 nucleotides. RefSeq lists its product as hypothetical. NCBI's taxonomy places the organism in Eukaryota, Fungi, Ascomycota, Sordariomycetes, Hypocreales, Hypocreaceae. Gene Ontology annotation, cellular component: nucleus. The coding region runs from base 1 to 1782 and encodes 593 amino acids. The record is from RefSeq and is a predicted model, not a curated record. The transcript has 5 exons.